This is a messenger RNA of Suncus etruscus (white-toothed pygmy shrew), 5148 nucleotides long. RefSeq lists its product as uncharacterized. Bases 1 to 5148 code for a protein of 1715 amino acids. NCBI's taxonomy places the organism in Eukaryota, Metazoa, Chordata, Mammalia, Eulipotyphla, Soricidae. The transcript has 11 exons. The record is from RefSeq and is a predicted model, not a curated record.
AUGGUGACGCGGGUCCAGGUGGGCUCCGUGACGCCCCUGCCCGGAGUGCCAGGCCUGAGUGAGCUCGCCAAGGAGGAGACGCUGCAUCGGGCCUACUUCCGCCAGGCUGUUGACCCACCAGGGGCCCCCUCAGCACGGCUCUUGGACAGAAAAAGCCCCCUCAGGAGCCCUACUCGCAUCCUCCCUCUGUCCCGACUGGCUCCCAAACCGUUCUCCAAAGACCAGGCCCCCGACAUGAAAUCACCCGACACAUCUUGGGGCCUGGCCCGGCCUGGUUUUCCUUGUGGGCAUCCCCAGGAUGGGGUGGCCAGGGAGCUGGGGGAGAAGAUGCCCAACUCGGUGGGGCAGGAGGUGGGGGUCGGGACCGGCCUGAAGAGAAGCACCUCUUUGUUCUACAAGGCUGAGUUUCUGCAGAUCAGUCCCUCCACCAACCGUGUCUUGGAGAACACUGAAGUGGACCCCACUCUGGGCAAGGGGGUCCUUGCCUCAGGGACCCCCAAGGUCAACAACACACGCUCAACUCAGGAGCCCCUUCCGGGUCCUCUGCCUGAGGUGGCUGCCAAGCCGGCCGUGCCAGCUAGAAAGCCGGUGGGGACCGUCACCCGGCCAGCUUUCCUGCCACUGGACACAAGGCUGGCUGUCACCUCAGACAAGACAAGCCCAAAGGAGCUCCAGACCCAGGCCAGUGGUGUGGAGGACCUGGUCGCCCCAGCUCUGGAGCCCAGACCUCGUCCGAAGAGAAGGCCCGUUUCGGCCAUUUACAUGGAAUCCAUUCAGCCUCAGAGGGUCAUUUUGGAGGGUGCUUCUCCCGUGGGGAAAAUGCCCCCCACUCCUCCUGAGAAGACCUGGGUCAGGCGACCCAGGCCCCUCUCCAUGGACCUCACUGCCCGGUUUGAGAGCAGAGAGGUCUUGCUUAAGAAGGGGGCUGAGGAGGCCCUGGCUGGGGGGAUUCCCCAGCGUCAGGGACCUGAGAGGGCCAAGCCAGAGCCCAAAGUGGAUGGAGAGCACUCGGUUCCAGCUACAGACACCCCAGAGGUGGCCCCAAAGCACCCAGAGCGGAGGGAGAAGUCGGUUCUAAAGCAGCUGGAGAUGGGCAGCCUCCGAACAGUGGGGGGCUCAGCCAAGGCCGACAACCUCUUGCAGGACCAGACUGUGGGGGACCAGAAAGUUCAGCUGGACAGGGAACCAGAGCCAACACCUCAGGUCUCUUCUUCUAGGCCAGGAAAAGGCCAAGACCCUGCUGAGGUCAAGAACAGAGCGGCUGAUGGGGAGACUGGGACCCCUAGAGAAUCUGGCUCCCGCCUUGGCCUCUGGAAACACAUCAGCUCUGUAGAAGGGGAGAGCUCCCCAGUCUUGGUGGCAGCUUCCAAACCCCCACCUAUCUCUCCUGAGCCCCCGUCAGAGGCGCCAGCGCUGGGGAGAGCUGGAGUGAGUGUCCUGGAUCGCAUCAAGGGCUGGGCAGGCGAGAACUCGGAGCCCAGGCCGGAGAGGAGGAGAAAGACGGUCCAGGCACGGCCACUGUCGAUGGAUCUGACCAAACUCCCAGCUGCCAGCCACGAAGUCAGAUAUGAGAAGCUUUCUGCCCGGAGCAGCACGAUUCCCCAGGAGCCCCAAGAUAAGCAGAAGGAAGGGCCUGUCUUGGAUGCAGUGACGUCCCCAAAGAGCCCCUGGAAGCCUGGAGCCCUCAGGGAGAAGGCCUGGCCACCAGAGCGGAAGGACUCCACCAGCCACGUUCCUGACAGGUGCCAAGAAGGCAGUGCCACAAUCACUCCAGAGGCUGAUGGAAGCUUCCAGACCGUGCGGGCCACGCUGUUUGAGCAUCAUGUUGAGAGACACACAGUGACCACAACCAUGGUGGCCGAUGGGUCCAGGCGUAAGCCCAGACCUGAGAGAGGCUCGUGGCUGGGGAAAGACCCACCAGGGGACUCCUCCAAGCCAGAAGCUGGCAGGUGGCUGCAGUGCCCAGACACAGAGAAGUCGGUGAGAAGCACUCGCUCCAACGGGGAGCCCAAACCCCAACACUCUCCUGUCCCUGACAAGUCCCCUUUGGUCAACAAUGACCAGAGCCCAGUCAGCCCCUUCCUGCGGCACCUGGAACCCCUGCCCAUGGUGCAGAAGGUGCAACCACACCUCAGCGUGGUUCCGGCUGUGGGGGGUCGUGUUGAUAGCCAGACUGUGCCCAUGGCCCCCGAGGAAACCGCCGUGACCCUGCGGAGCAGUGGUUCUAGGCACCGGCUGAAGGUGGGGCAGCGACCCCCGGAGACCCUUCCUGGUUACCCUGAGGAUCAGGGCUUAGGACACAGGACCAGUUUGAUUUGGGAAGUUCCAGAGACAUCUGCUGCCAGUGGACCAAAGACUGACCUUCAAGAACCAAAGGGCAACUGCCUGUCCCCCAGAUGGACAAAGGUGGCCCGCUGGCAUCCAGUUGACACUGUGCAGAGUGUGGAGAGCGGCCAGGAGCGGAGUCCUAAAGUGGUCAGGCCCUGCGCCACAGAGGCCACCUUGUCCAGGGCCACUCAGACAACUAUCAUCUCUGAGGUCCCCCGAGAAGGGCGCCAAGGGGCUGCCAACAAGCAGGACAGCUGCUUCCCUGGUGGAGAAAGGGGUCCCUCCUGGGGGCGCCCCACAGACACAUGCUCGGACUUGUGGGCCCAGCCUGGCGCAGAUCUCGCGGCACUUGUGCAGAAAGCCAAGGGCAGCAGCAAUGGGGCUGCCCGUGGGGGUGAAACUCAGCAGGCGCAGGCGCCCGAGCCCCUGGUCAGGCUGCGUAGGGCCCCCGGGGACCAGAGACUGGACAGGUGGCGGCGGCGUACCCUGCCCAAUGAUGUCCGAUUUGAGGAAUUCAGCUUCCUGGCCCCAGAGCAGAGACAGUCGGACUACCUGGGCCCCUCCACCACUGCCUUAAGAGACCCCACACCAGCCCACAGGAGGGUAGAGGGCCAGGAAAAGCGCCCAGGUGGUUCCCGGGACCCAGCGCUGGCAACUGGGAAGCCUGUAUCACAGGAGGAACCCAGGGCCACCUUCUUUGCAUUGACUUGCCAGCUUCCUGAGGCUCAAAAACCAAAGAACUCAAAGCCAGAGACCCCACCCUUCAUGGAACGUUCUAGAAAAAUGGCUCCACCUCCAUCACCUCAGUUAGCAUCUCCCUCAGUGUCUGUAGGCCAGGAAGAGCCGUCGGAGCCCAGGGACAGUAAAAACUGUGCCAGAGGCAGAGAGCGUGAUGGCAUAAGCUUCUCCAAACCCCAAAAGCCAGCCAACAUGUACCUGCCCUCUGGAGGAGACAGAUUCCUGGAUCCUUCUGGCGAGAAAAAGGAUGCCGGUGCUUUCUGUGCCCAGCAGAUUUCGGAGGAUCGAUCCAGUUUUCAAAACGAGUGGAGGAACAGCCGGAGCAAGAGUGCCCCAGACAGUGUCCCCCAAACAACACCCGCUUUCAAAAGCCCUAAAGCCAGUGAUCUCAUCCUGAGGCAGACAGUCAGUGAGAGGCACCCAGGCAGGACCAAAGAUGGUUACCGGUCCAGUGUGCUGGACAUCGAUGCCCUGAUGGAGGAGUACAGGAAGCAGCCGGCCUGGGGAUCCACUGAGGCCCAGGAGAGUCCCUCUGUCCAAGCCAACCACUCCUCUCCUGAGAAGCAAGGCAAGCAAGGCAGGAUGGAUGGUGCCAGGAGGAGCCCAAAGGAGGGCCGGGAAACUGAGGGAUCCUGGAAACGUAACAGUUUCUUUGAGAAUAACCACGGCUCCACUCGGGCCAGCUCCCCAGGGACGGCCCUUAACCCCAAAAUCAAUGCCCUCCUUUGGACGGUGCUGCCCUCUGCGCCCUGUGAAAAGGAUUCAGGGGCCUCCACUGGCUCAGAGGGUCCCAGGAACAAUGCCUCAGGACCCCCCGAGAAUGAGAAAGGGGCCUUUGCAGGCAGACACCAUCCUUCGAGGUCUCCGAGCUACCCCGUGGAGCCCAGACCUGCUGCCUGGGUGGAGCUGGGCAGGAGAUGCACCAGAAAUGGAGAGGAGGGCAGCGGAGGGCCCCCACGGGCUGGCUCUUCUCACCAUCGACUCACACCACCAGAUGUCAAGAGGACUUGCUCUGAGAAGGGCCCCCCUGCCCACAUCCGAGAGGGCUUGUCCGUCCUGCAGGAUGCCUGGGAAAGGAGGCGAGAGCAGCCCAAAGGGAGAUCUAGCCUCCCCACUGAGACUUUGGAUGUCAGAGAGAUCAACAGGGGACUCGGCCAGCAGGACUUGGGGUCGCGGGAACGUCAGAAGGUGCGGCCCCUGGGGAACCAUGAGCAGCUUCCCAGGAAGGUGUCCCCUGCCUCGGCGAGUCCCCGGAGGAGCCACAGUUUCUGCAGGGACAAGAAGAGCGGGCCCUUCGUGCAUGUGGCUGGGUUGAGAAAUUUGGGCCCGGAAGCCUGGAGUUUGCACCCCGAUCUGCUCGUGAUUAGUCUCCUUGGCCGUGCCCUCAUGAUUCUGAUGUAUCUCCUGGGCUCCAAGAUUCUGCACAUGGGAGGAGGAGGGAGUUGCUGUUCCACCAAGGCUGUCUCUGAGGGGGUCCUGGGACCCGCUGGGCCUGGUGCCCUGCUGAUGGACGCCCCCAGUCCUGCCACACAGAAUGUGGCUGCUGAUGUCGGCUUCGCCUUCCAGAUGUGGAGCAUGAGCUGCGGGCUGGACGACGAGUACAUCGUGUGCCUGCACCACUUAGUGCCAGCUGAUUGGGGGAAACUGAGGUCCAGGGGUCCCUCCUUGAGGCCUCCCUCAGGCUCCCUUCACUGUCCCCUAUCGGAGCACUUGCUCUGCUGUCAGCUGAAGCCAGCCCUUCGUGAGAGUGGGGGUGCAGUGGGUGGCUGGGCCCUGUCACCCGCCGGAUGUGGGGUGCUGAGAUCAGUGAAGCCACAGACCCACGCUUUGAAGCUGUCGCUGUCCCCACUGUGGUUUCCUCUGAUGCUGAGCUUAGUGCUGGCCCCUGUUCUAGUGGGUUUCCUGUUAGCAGCUCUGCCGGUCUACAUUAGCUGGGAGCCCCAGGCCCCCCACCCCAGUCUGGACUCUUACCACCUGGCCCUGGGUAACGCCUUCCCCUGCCCGAGAGGCAACCCUGGUGGUGGCCAGUCCCCGCUGCCUGGCUGGCCCCUGGCCCGGAGCCUGCUGCUGAAUGAUUCAUGA